Odontomachus brunneus is the source of this 1285-nucleotide messenger RNA. RefSeq names its product endocuticle structural protein SgAbd-6-like. Gene Ontology annotation, cellular component: chitin-based extracellular matrix. Gene Ontology annotation, molecular function: structural constituent of chitin-based larval cuticle. The coding region runs from base 147 to 464 and encodes 105 amino acids. The transcript has 3 exons. Lineage: Eukaryota; Metazoa; Arthropoda; Insecta; Hymenoptera; Formicidae. The record is from RefSeq and is a predicted model, not a curated record.
AUAAAGGCAGAUGCACCGGCGAUCCUUGGUAUAUUAUCACGUAUCGGUCGUCGUUGUCGUUUAAGGGCAAAGGGCCGCCUUGGGAUCGCUCGCACCACCGAUCACGAAAUAUACACGUACAGAAAAAGAGAGAGAUAGACGCCGAGAUGAAGACGAUCCUCGUCCUCUGGACGCUUGCGGCCGGUAUUCUGGCGGCGCCGCAGCUUAACCCGAACGAAAUCACGAUCGUGAAGCAGGACGAGGUGAAUAACAUCGGAGUAGGUGGAUACCACUUCAGCUAUGAGCAGAGCGACGGCCAAAAGAGAGAGGAGACGGCCGAACUGAAGAACGAAGGCACCGACAACGAGGCGAUGAGCGUUGUCGGUAGCUUCAGUUUCAUCGCGCCGGACGGUCACACGUACAGGGUCGAUUAUACCGCGGACGAGACCGGAUUCCACCCUACCAUCAAUCUCGUCGCAAAGUAACAAGGCCUGAACGAGGACUGAAGUUACACUAGGAUUUUGCGGUCGUCGACACACACGUACACACAACACAUACACAACGCACACAUACACGACCAUGUACGUGUAAUUAUACACGCGCAUUAGGAUUAUACUUAUAAACUUGUAUGCUGCGAGGCACGCGAUUCACCGACGCGAACCGCCGUCGAAGACGUCGUCGAUCGCCGGAGGAUGAUCGAUCUUCCGCGCGCGGUUGGCCGAUUCGUCUCGGCGAACUCGGCGGAAUUGAUCGCGUUACUUCGCAGAGGAGGCAUUGCGAAAUGCAUGCACGCGAUGCAGCGCGCAGCCGUUGCUCGAAAUCGUCCGAAGAAUUUUGCAAUCGGGCUCGACCACCUUGCGGUCGCCUUCGCUCCGAAACCGAUCGUGACUCCUUCAGUGCAUCGAGCUAAAUAUAUGACAUCGCAGCAUCCAGUAUAAAAUACAAUAAGCACACCGAGUCGACAGAAUCGAAAUUGUAUCACUACGCGGUCCUCUGCCGACGCGUUCGCGCAAGGAGCAUCCGCACGCGUUACGCAACACACGUUAACGAGCCGCACGUCUGCAUGCAUUCGCGUGUCCCGAGAGUGAAACGCCUGCUCUCGCUCGCAGCCGGCGAUAUGUACCAUUCAGUUUCUCGAAACUGCCAGCAAACACUUUGAAACGUCAGGGCUUUUCGUUUGCAGCUCUAUCUCAGCGAGGCAACGGCGCAGCACUCAUUGCAGCGCCGCGAUCUUUUUAUACACAUAUCUAUACAUGUAUCUAUAACAGAAUGCAACUCGUGCAAAUAAACUUGUAUACAUACUGAA